Myxocyprinus asiaticus (Chinese sucker) is the source of this 1240-nucleotide messenger RNA. Its product is annotated as flavin reductase (NADPH)-like. The transcript is spliced from 5 exons. The record is from RefSeq and is a predicted model, not a curated record. The coding region runs from base 139 to 798 and encodes 219 amino acids. NCBI's taxonomy places the organism in Eukaryota, Metazoa, Chordata, Actinopteri, Cypriniformes, Catostomidae.
CCAACAACAGCCUUGACAGCAGGGAGCGCCUCACAUGUGUGUUUACAGUUGCGUUGUCAUUGCAUUAUCAGGAGCGAUUUUGGAGUGAGUGUGAAGUCGGUGUUGUUGUUGGAAUAAGACGUUUUGUCCUGUUUAAACAUGAAGAUUGCUGUGCUUGGCGCGACGGGUCAAACUGGGCAGCAGCUGGUAAAUCAAGCUCUUCAGCAAGGACACACUGUCACAGCUAUUGUCAGGAACCCUGCAAAACUCACUGUAACACAUGAGUGCCUCAAGGUGGUUGAAGGAGACAUUUUCUCAGAAGAUAGCCUGAAACCGCACUUCAAAGGUCAGGAUGCUGUGAUGUCCUGUCUUGGCUUUCCGAUCUCAUUUUUUUAUGGAGUCACUGGCUAUACCCAGUCUAUGACGGCAGCAAUAAAUGCAAUGCGUGAUGUCAAAGUUAAUCGAAUCAUCACCAUGACAUCAUGGUACACUGACCCUAAUUCAGGCACCAAUUCUUCCGUUUUUAUCCGCUUCAUGUUGCUUCCGAUGAUCAGAAGUGUUCUAAACAACAUGUAUGAAAUGGAAAAUGUUCUUAAGCAGACUGAGGACAUCAACUGGACUGUUGUCAGGCCCCCUGGUCUCAAGAAUACACAAACAACAGCCAAUGAGUUCCUAACUCACGAAGGUUAUUAUGUCCCGGAUGAAAAUGGUCUUCCAAUUGGCCAGUCUGUGUCAAGAGGAGAUGUGGCUCGUUUCAUGCUCUCUCUUCUAAACAACAAUGCUUGGAUGAAGAAAGCUGUCGCUAUCAUCACCAAAUGAAUUUGCACUACACUAUAUUAUUACAUUUAUAACACUUCCCAAAGAGCUCCCAUUUGUUUAAUGGGUAAAACCUGUGCAUUUUAUACUUGUUCAGCUGCUCUGUCUUUGUGUCACAAAUAACUGCUAAAAGUCAAAGAGUUUAAGACUAGCUAAUAAUAUACUCUUUGUUUUUCCUAGAUAAUAAAAAUUUGUCUUUUUUAUCACUUAAUUGCAGAAUGAAGUGUACAUACGAAUAUACCAUGCAUUUAACAAACAGGAAUAAGUAUUCUGCUGUAUUUUAUAAUGAUCACAUAUAGCUAAUCAGAUAAAUAAAAGUGAAUGGAGCCUGUACACAGAAAAUAGAACAUUUUGCUCUUGUCUACACACAAGUUUACACUGUUGAUGUGAAAAAUGUGAAAUUCUACAAAAUUACAGGCCAAAUAAAGUGUCUACAGAAUAUUUA